GCCGCCCCCACGCGGCGCCGCCCGCCCGGGAGGCUCGUUAGUGCCGGCGGCAGGGAAGGAGAGCGAGGGGGCGUGUCCAUCCGCCGGCGGGGGCGCGCGGCAUGGCGGAGAGCGGCGCCUGGCUGCUGGUGCUGAGCUCCGUCUUCCUCUGCAACGCUCUCAAGAUCCUCCUGCCUUCCUGCUCCUCCAUCAUGGACGUCUCCAUUGUUGAGAAGGAUGAUCAGUGGAUGCAGAGAUUAAGGCGUUAGGCGUUAUAGGAGAAAAUGUUAAGUCCCAGUCACUAAUCAGGAUGCCCCCUGGUCUGAUGUUAAGCGUCUCUGUGGAAGCGUCUGGAACAGAAUUAUGGACCAAUAAACUCUGUGACUGCCACAUUAACUCGCAUAUAUCCAGAUUGCUACAAAAGGAUGCAGAGCAGGAAUCCGAAAUGCGAGCUGAAAUUCAGAACAUGAAGCAAGAACUCUCAACCAUUAGUAUGAUGGAUGAGUUUGCUAGAUAUGCCCGUCUGGAAAGAAAAAUUAACAAAAUGACUGACAAGCUUAAAACUCAUGUGAAAGCACGGACUGCCCAAUUAGCCAAAAUAAAGUGGGUUAUAAAUAUUGUGUUCUACAUCUUACAAGCUGCCUUGAUGAUCUCUCUGAUUUGGAAGUACUAUUCCGAGCCUGUUACAGUGCUUCCAAGCAAAUGGCUUGCUCCGCUGGAGCGCUUGGUAGCCUUUCCUACGGGGGUGGCAGUUUGCUCUGAGCUUUGGGACAGCAGUGAAGGCGUUGUAGAAGUAUUAAUACUUCAUAGAGAAAUAGCUCUUCUGACUACUCAACGUCAUUUGAAGCCCGCCCAAUGUACAGCUUAAGCCUCAAGAAAAACCUUCAACAUUUUGAGAAGAAAUGUGCUGCAAGCAGGUUUCAGAUCUAAAUGUCUUAAUCAUCUUUAAAAGCUUUUGCAGUAUAAUUUUUUGAAGUUUUUUUCCAAAGUGCUACUGCAUUUUAAAAUUAAUCGAAUACACAUAAUUUUCCUGAACUUCACAUCAUUUUAGCACGGUUUCAUUAAUUACCAUGAGGAACAAAACAUAAUCCUCCUACCCUUGCUUACAUAACCUUAAACACAGGCUUUUUAAAAGCUUUUUGAGAACUGGGUAUGCCUGACUUCUCCAAAACAAUAGUUUACUCUUGCACAUUCAUCUUUGGAUGUCAGCUGUGGAAGUUACCAGGCAAACUGUUUUGAUAAGUUCUAACGGUGGAAAAGAAUGAAGCUUUAGAGCUUUAUAAUACUAAGGAAAACAAUGUAAUAGCAAAUUAUUUUUAUUAUAUGUGAAUUCUGGAAGCUAUUUCAGGAGUGAAGAAAAUAAAAAAUAAAAUUAUUUUCUUUUUAUUGCAUUGUUGGUACUAACCAAACACUGAACCUUAUGAAAGCAGAUUGCUCGCUUCAGCUAGCUAACAAAUAACCAGCUUCAAAACUGCAGAGAGAAUGCAAAAAAAGGGAAGUUACAAAACAAGGACUAACGUGAACACCUGCUAACAGGUAAAAAUGUCGUAAUUGUUAAGGCACUCGUUACUAAGAUGGAUAUGCAGGCACAUGCAUGCACAUGGACUGAGAACGGAAGAAUGUUCUUGUGUGACAACUGAUUUGAGUGUCAUCUUGGAAAAAUCAUUGAAAGAAAUUCUCAGAACUUGUAAGAUUUAAUACAUAUUUAAUGAAGGUCAAACCACUGCUUUUUAAAAAAAAUGUUUUAAAUUAUUCACAGAUCUAAAGAUAAAUUGACGUACUUAACUAAAUAGCAAAAUAAUUAGUUUGUGUAUGCUAAUGAGGUUAGUAAUAAGGAUUUCAUUCGCAUUACAUGCUUUAUGUUAUGAACUAGUAGUGGUGGUUUGACACUUGGCUUGUGUAACGCCGCAUCCUUUCACUUCCAUUUCUUCAUUCCUCUCAUGACAGAACUUGCAUGGUUGUCUCUUCAAACACAGCCUGGUCCAAAGAGCUCUUUCAUAAGAUUGUUUUUCCUUUCAGCGAAUGUCAUAUGAGCGCAGCCUUCCGCUUCGGUGAAACUGUCCUUCUGCCCUGUUUUGGUAACUUUGCCAAAAGACGGUUCAUAUAGCCCAAAGGAAUUUUUCUCUUUUGAUUCAGCCGUUUCACCGCAGUCCUGAGCCGCAUGUCCGGGGUUGCAAAAACUGCCUUGUCUGGAUUUUCUGCCUGAUGCAGGAAGCCCGUGAUGCAAAUUCUCAGUGGCUUCUGAGAACAUAUAUUUUUUUUUCAGCCCAAUGGGUGUUUUCAUUCUGGGGCCUGGAGUCACACAUUUACUCCCUGCCUUCUCACUGCUAUUUACCUCUUCAUCUGGCUUUUUUUCUUCUUUUUCAUAUUCUUCCACUGCAUCUUCUUCCUGUUUGUUCACAUUUACAUUGUCACUUAGAGCUUGUUCGGUUUUCAUCGGUUUGUUCAGCUCCUGUUUAAGCAAAUCUGUCUUUUCUUCUUUCAUAAAUUCCAAACAAGUGUAUUCUUCCAUCAGUAGUCUUCCCUCACUUAAAUAAUCUAAAAUGAAAUAUUGUGGGUUUUAAGAAUGUUCUUAAAUUGCCUAGUAACGUAAAGAUUAAUGAAGCAUUAAUGAGAGCAAGUUUUACUUAUUUCAUUCCUUAAGUUGGUGUUAUCAAUGGUAUUUCAGUCUUGAAGGUUAUGACAAUGCUAUUUACUAAUAAAUAUAACAGGAUGGGGAAAUAUUUAAAGAUUUAAAUGGCAUUGUGCCAUUGAAUUCUGGUAAAUAUAUUUCUUUUUACCUUUCUCAUUAUGUUCAAUUUUAGUAAAUGAAUCAAUAUGCAAAUAUAAUCAGUAAUGGCUAAAUAUAGGGCCAGAAAAAUCCCGUACAAUGCAGCAGAGAAAGCACAUGAGAUCUGAACUCUAAUUGUAAUUUUCUGCUUUUAAAUGGAAUUUAAAUGUACGCAUGAUUUUCUCUCCUUUGAUUGACAACACAGUUGCUUGUUGCGUGGAGCAGAACAUACUGCAACUUUCCAACCCAUAAUUGAGUUGGCUUCACUUUUUAGUAGAAAAAGAUAUGUGGAUACCGAAUGCCUACAGUAAAUACAUUUCUUUGCUGCAGGGGACAAAUAAUAGGUUCUCUGGUUUGGAGAGGUUCAGAGUACCUCCAAAAAUCAGAUAGAGUCCAAGUUUAAAGGAGAAGUAUGAAGUUGCAAUAAUUGAAAUAGCUAAAUAAGACUUCAAUAAAUAAGUCUAAUAUUGGCCGUAGGAGAAAACCAGAAGAGUCUGGCAAACAGUGAGGAGAGAGAUUCACAGGCAGAAUCAGAGGAUUCUGUUUUCUGUCAAUUUUAAAGGGGGAUUUCAAUGACAAAUGGUGAUUUCAGUUAUCUGGUGGGGCCUGGAUAGGCUGCAGGCUGAGAAGGGGGAGUACAAAAUACAGGAGUUAACACAUUCCAGAUUACCGGCGCUGUUACUGAUCCAGCAAGCGACCUCAAGAACCUGUUGCACCUCUGUAAAAGUGUGACCUUUAGGUCACAUAAUUUCUCCUCCCAUUUGUAAAAUAUUUAGUAUGAUGGCAUACAGAUCUUGGUUCUUCCUUCAAGCCUCACUAUAAUGCAAAUAAAAUGAAUAUUUUCAUGACUAAAAACUCAGAUAAAGGAAUGCAUUGGUUUCUUCUGUUCUAUAGAAUCUCUUCAAAAUAAAGGUGUUUAUAGAUGAGUCCCUUGCAUGUAACCGUUACAUGAGAACACAAUCUAUGGCUAAGAUUUACAUAAAAUCUAUUACAGUGAUCAUUGUAAUGAGGACAUACUCUCAGCCCUUGAGUGAGUCCUUUUCCUUUCCCAGCAACAGAACCUGAGCCAGAGAUACCUGUUGACGGGAGCUGUGAUGAAGGUUUGCAACCAACAGUUUGAGAUCAGUAGCUGAUUAGUGUGGAAUUAACAAGCUGUUAACUGAAGUAUACUUUUACAGAUAAAACACUGACUUUUUACUAAUGUGACUAGCACCAAGAUGCCUCAUACUGUGGAGCUGCUCUGCUGUCAGUGCCGUGCUGCCAACAGUUGGAUUUCUUUGACGCUUAAUAUAUUGUUUUGUUGAAUUAGUUGCUGUUAGUCAGGUGCCACAGGAGUUAACACAUUCCAGACUACUGGCGCUGUUACUGAUCCAACAAGUGACCUCAAGAACUGCCAGGCUGUCAGACCCAUGCAAAAUAACCAGUACCAUCAGUACUUCUUUUCAAAAGAUCAAAUGAGUUUCUGAGAAACAAAAAAAAUAAAA
Messenger RNA from Columba livia (rock pigeon), 4233 nucleotides. RefSeq names its product guided entry of tail-anchored proteins factor 1 (gene GET1). Lineage: Eukaryota; Metazoa; Chordata; Aves; Columbiformes; Columbidae. Gene Ontology annotation, biological process: tail-anchored membrane protein insertion into ER membrane. Bases 290 to 847 code for a protein of 185 amino acids. The transcript is spliced from 6 exons. Gene Ontology annotation, molecular function: protein-membrane adaptor activity. The record is from RefSeq and is a predicted model, not a curated record. Gene Ontology annotation, cellular component: GET complex.